This is a messenger RNA of Glossina fuscipes, 710 nucleotides long. Its product is annotated as ninjurin-2. Gene Ontology annotation, biological process: cell adhesion; tissue regeneration. The transcript is spliced from 3 exons. NCBI's taxonomy places the organism in Eukaryota, Metazoa, Arthropoda, Insecta, Diptera, Glossinidae. The coding region runs from base 141 to 563 and encodes 140 amino acids. The record is from RefSeq and is a predicted model, not a curated record. Gene Ontology annotation, cellular component: membrane.
CAUAGCAAGCGACUAAAAUUGUCAUAGAGAUAAAAAUCCCAUACGCUUGUAUCAUAUAUUUUCAUACCCUCGUAUGUUUAAGUGAAUAGAAUUUAAAGGACGUAUGAAUUAUAUUUUUUUGAAAAAAAUUUGUCUUCAUAAUGGCGCAAAUUAUGGCGGGUGUUAAUAAUAUGUUAAAUAAUGAAACCGAAAUGAAAUCCAUGGACGCUAACAGAUAUGCUACGAAGAAAACUAUUGCCCAGGGUAUGCUAGAUAUUGCUUUAUUAACCGCCAAUGCAUCCCAAUUAAAAUACAUUCUUCAAGUUGGCGAACAACAUCAAUUUUAUAAAGUAAUGUUGAUUCUGAUCAGUUUAUCAAUCGUAUUACAGCUUUUGGUCGGCAUAUUAUUCGUCAUCAUCGGAAGUCUUAACAUCAAUCGGAAAAACGAUCAAACUGCGGCCGUGAUUUUGAAUGAUGUAAUUUUGGUUGUCGUAUUUGUAAUAUCUACAAUAAAUGUUAUAAUAUCCGGGUUUGGCAUUGAAUAUUCAUCUCAACCACUUCGAAAGAUAAUGGAUUCGCCUUAAAGGGCAAUUAAUUCCGCGGACUAUAUCGACAUUCGGAUCAACACAGGAAAGAAUUUUAAGGCUUUCGAAAUCAUUCAGGAUUUUUUACGCAAUUCAAAUUUUAACUUAGUAUUAAGCUUAUUCACCAAAAAAUAAUAAAAUAGCUUU